CCCAGCUCUACUCUAUUCCAUUUUUCGAGUUACAAAUUCAACCUAAUUGCCGUAAUAUUUAUUUUCAUGGAUGUUAGCAUUAUGGAGAUGAGUUCGCCGUUGGAGUCCACCACUGAGUUAAAUUUUAGUAUGGAUGAUGAAAAAGUGCAAUUGCCAGAGCACACAACGGGUGCAGCAGGCAGCAAAGCUAUUUCAGUUGUUGAUAUAUGCGACAGACCCAUAUCAGCCAGUGGUUGUUAUUGUGGCAAAGAUCGAAACCUCAAUGUGGUAGAACUACUGUGUGCAACGUGCUCACGUUGGAUUCACGAGACGUGCAUUACGUAUCAGCUCGGCAAAGUAAAAUUGUUGCCAUUUAUAAGCAACUAUAUUUUUGUAUGCAAAAAUUGUUCGGCCACGGGUUUGGAAAGUUUUCGAAAAAGUCAAGCUACAAUUUCUCAGAUGUGUCAAUGCGCGAUUGCUAAUAUGCAACAGUUAGCUCUGCGUGAUCGCAAGCAACAGACCCAAUUUAGUAAAGAUAGAGAGAUUAUACCUUACAUCGAACAAUAUUGGGAAUCUAUGACAACGAUGCCCCGACGAUUAACGCAAUCUUGGUACUCUACCGUACAGCGAUCUCUCAUGAAAGAUGUGAACACGAUAUUCACAUAUGAAGAGCAUGUGGAGCACGGUGCGAUGUAUGGGCUAUUUCACACUGAUUUACGCUUAAUAAAGCCGAAUUACGAUCUUUUGGGCAAAACGGGUGGAAUGCGCCUUACUGAGGAUGGUUUUAUGCAAGCAGCUCUGGCUAAAAACAAUCGGCAGAAGCGAAAGUUUCCGGGUAAUGAUGCAGGCCCAACUGGAAAAAAAGGACGUCCUAGUUCGGAUAUUACAGCUAAUGUUAAGCUCCCGCCACACGGAUAUCCACUAGAGCAUCCGUUUAACAAGGAUGGUUAUCGCUAUAUACUCGCAGAACCUGAUCCACAUGCACCUUUUCGUCAAGAAUUUGAUGAGAGCUCCGACUGGGCUGGAAAACCAAUACCUGGCUGGCUAUAUCGUACAUUGGUACCUAAUGCCGUGCUUCUGGCACUGCAUGACCGUGCGCCGCAGUUAAAGAUAAGUGAGGAUCGCCUAGCGGUUACUGGAGAGCGAGGGUACUCUCAAGUUCGAGCCACACACUCUGUUAACCGCGGUUGUUGGUACUAUGAGGUCACAAUUGAAGAGAUGCCAGAUGGUGCUGCUACACGACUCGGGUGGGGGAGGGAAUAUGGUAAUUUGCAAGCCCCGCUUGGUUAUGAUAAAUUUGGCUACUCGUGGCGCUCACGUAAAGGCACAAGGUUUACUGAAAGUCACGGCAAGCAUUACAGCGAGCCAUAUGGAGAAGGUGAUACGCUCGGUCUGCUUAUAACUCUACCCGAGGAUACGGCACAAGACUAUCUGCCAAACACAUUUAAGGAUCGCCCCCUUGUUAAAUUUAAGUCGCAUUUAUACUACGAGGAUAAAGAUAAAAUAUCCGAGACUAUCAAAAAUAUGCGCAUUCUCCUUGGAAGCCGCAUUGAGUUCUUUAAAAAUGGUCUCUCUAAGGGUGUGGCUUUUGAAGAAAUUUACUCAGGUAGCUACUAUCCGGCAAUUUCAAUACACAAGGGCGCCACAGUUAGUGUCAAUUUCGGACCAGUUUUCAAAUAUCCUGAUGUGCUGGCCAAUCGUAACGCAAAAGGCAUGCAAGAUCGUGUUGAUGAAUUAAUAACGGAACAAUGUCUGGCGGAUACACUAUAUCUAACAGAAAAUGAUGGACGUCUUCGAUUGGACAACACAGGGAUUUAAUUAUUUACUGUUUAUUUAAUCAGAAAAUUUGUUUAUUUGCUCAUUACAUUUCAAAUUACACAUUUAUAGUAUUAUAAGUAUUGAAUUGAAUUAAU
This is a messenger RNA of Drosophila busckii, 1892 nucleotides long. RefSeq names its product set1/Ash2 histone methyltransferase complex subunit ASH2 (gene ash2). Lineage: Eukaryota; Metazoa; Arthropoda; Insecta; Diptera; Drosophilidae. Gene Ontology annotation, molecular function: protein binding; transcription cis-regulatory region binding. Gene Ontology annotation, cellular component: Set1C/COMPASS complex. The transcript is spliced from 7 exons. The record is from RefSeq and is a predicted model, not a curated record. Bases 67 to 1797 code for a protein of 576 amino acids.